Molecule: messenger RNA, 264 nt
Organism: Caenorhabditis bovis
Lineage: Eukaryota; Metazoa; Nematoda; Chromadorea; Rhabditida; Rhabditidae
Source: the annotation of a GenBank genome assembly
AUGCAGCCGGUGGUUGUGAAAGUUGGCAAUGGAUUCCGAUCGGAUUAUUCCGAGCUGACGCAAUUUAAAAUGAUUAUUGUCUUCGGAACUGCCGCAUGGAUUUUAUUCAUUUUUGGUCUUGGAUGCUAUAAUUAUAUGGGAAUUCGAAAACCAGAAGCGGCGAUGUGUUUUGAAGAUCAGAUCGAAGAGCCGACGACCAACAGAUCGCUGAAACCGUCGCAAAGUGAGAAGUCGUCGAAAUCCCCGAAAUGUCGAACGAUGUGA